CUGCGUGUGACAGGGCCGAACAGCGAUGACGGGACCAUCAGAAGCACUUACAGACUGCUGGGAGCCGUGUCCCUCCUCCAGCUGCUCAUCACUGUUUGUCUGCAGCUCAACAACUUCAGACAGAGACAGAGAGCCAGGCAGGAGUGGAAGCUCUACAGGAACCUCAGUCCCCAGCGUACACAGAGCUUAAGAUCCAGAGUUUCCCGCUGUAUCCUCUGCCUGGAGGAGAGGAGACACUCCACGUCCACUCCCUGUGGACACCUCUUCUGCUGGGAGUGCAUCACAGAGUGGUGCAACACCAAGGCAGAGUGCCCGCUGUGUCGGGAGAAGUUCCAGCCCCAUAGACUAGUGUACCUGAGGAAC
Molecule: messenger RNA, 363 nt
Organism: Larimichthys crocea (large yellow croaker)
Lineage: Eukaryota; Metazoa; Chordata; Actinopteri; Sciaenidae
Product: peroxisome biogenesis factor 10-like
Exons: 3
Biological process (GO): protein import into peroxisome matrix
Cellular component (GO): peroxisomal membrane
Molecular function (GO): zinc ion binding
Source: RefSeq, a predicted model, not a curated record